CGCUGAAAACACACCGAAAUAACGGAAUGUGACGCACAAUGGAUGUAUAUCUCAGUUAGUACUUGAUUACCAGAACCUCCCCGGUUGGCUUUGAUGGUAAAACCCGGGUUCGGACUGAAGUGUGCUGAGUUUUUCCUGCCUCAUGAUGGUUUGGUGCUGAAUGGAGCUUCAUGGUGGGAAGCCGAGCUUUAUGAUGGAUUAUUUACUGGUUCUGUGCAGCCUUCUGCUGCCUGUAGUGUCUGCAGUUGAAGAGACACUCAUGGACAGCAGACUGGCCACGACUGAGCUCGCCUGGACCACCUAUCCGGAAAGCGGGUGGGAGGAGGUCAGCGGCUACGACGACUCCAUGAACCCCAUCCGGACGUACCAGGUGUGUAACGUCCUGGAGCCCAACCAGAACAACUGGCUCCGGACGGACUUCAUCCCCCGCCAGGGCGUGCUGCGGGUCUACGUGGAGCUCAAGUUCUCGGUACGCGACUGCGCCAGCAUCCCCAACAUCCCCGGGUCCUGCAAGGAGACCUUCAACCUGUUUUAUUACGAGUCCGACGGGGACACGGCCUCGGCCACCAGUCCGCCCUGGAGGGAGAACCCCUACAUCAAGGUGGACACCAUCGCCCCGGACGAGAGCUUUUCUCUCUUAGAGUCGGGGAUCGUGAACACCAAAGUGCGCAGCUUCGGCCCGCUCUCCAAAGCCGGCUUCUACCUGGCCUUCCAGGACCUGGGUGCCUGCAUGUCCCUGAUCUCCGCCCGGGUCUUCUUCAAGAAGUGCUCCACCACCAUCGCCAGCUUCGCCGUCUUCCCUGAGACCGCCACGGGCGCCGAGGCUACCUCGUUGGUCAUCGCCAGCGGGGCGUGCGUCCCCAACGCCGGCGAGGUGUCCGUUCCUCUCAAGCUCUACUGCAACGGCGAUGGCGAGUGGAUGGUUCCUGUGGGGUCCUGCACCUGCAUGCCGGGUUACGAGCCCGCCAAGAAGGACACGCAGUGCCAGGCGUGCACGCCCGGAUCCUUCAAGUCCCAGCAGGGCGAGAGCUACUGCAUGCCGUGCCCCCCCUACAGCCGCGCCACUUCCUCCGGCUCCAGCGUGUGCCCGUGCCAGAGCGGAUACUACCGCGCCGACGGCGACUCGCCCGACUCGCCCUGCACCACCGUCCCAUCAGCCCCUCUGAGCGUCAUCUCCAGCGUGAACGAGACCUCGGUGUCCCUGGAGUGGGCGGAGCCACGGGACUCGGGCGGCCGGGCCGACCUGGUCUACAACGUGGUGUGUAAGAAGUGCGAACACGGCUCCUGCCGGCGCUGCGACGACAACGUGGACGUGGCGCCGCGCCGCCUGGGCCUCGCCGUGAGGCACGCGGCCGUCAGGAACCUGCAGGCCCACACGCACUACAGCUUCGAGAUCCAGGCCGUCAACGGCGUCUCGGCCAAGAGUCCGGUACCGCCGCGCUACGCCACCGUCAACAUAACCACCAAUCAAGCGGCCCCUUCGGCUGUACCCACGGUCCACCUGAUGCGCUCCACAGCGAGCACCCUCAGCCUGUCCUGGCUGCCCCCGGAGCGACCCAACGGCGUCAUCCUGGACUACGAGAUCAAAUACCAGGAGAGGGGUGAAUCGUUCUCCCACACGGUCACGGCUCAGACCAGCUCAGCCAGGGUGGAGGGGCUGAGGUUGAGCACGGUCUACACGGUCCAGGUUCGAGCCCGAACCGUCGCCGGCUACGGCAGCUACAGUCAUCCGGUGGAGUACAGCACCAGUCUGCACGAUGAUCCGGAGCGCUCGGUGCAGGACCAGCUGCCCCUGAUCAUCGGCUCCGCCCUGGCCGGCUUCGUGGUCAUCGUGGCCACCGUGGUCAUCGCCGUGCUCUGCCUCAGGAGGCAGCGCACCGGCUCCGAGCUGGAGUACACCGAGAAACUGCAGCAGUACGUGUCUCCCGGUGUGAAAGUCUACAUCGAUCCGUUUACCUACGAGGACCCCAACGAGGCGGUGCACGAGUUCGCCCGCGAGAUCGACAUCUCCUGCGUGAAGAUUGAGGAAGUCAUCGGAGCAGGGGAGUUCGGCGAGGUGUGCCGCGGCAGGCUGAAACAGCCCGGCAGGAAGGAAGCUGCCGUGGCCAUCAAGACCCUGAAGGCCGGCUACACGGAGCGGCAGAGGCGGGACUUCCUGGCAGAAGCGAGCAUCAUGGGUCAGUUCGACCAUCCUAACGUCAUCCACCUGGAAGGGGUGCUGACCAGGAGCUGCCCGGUGCUGAUCGUCACGGAGUUCAUGGAGAACGGCGCUCUGGAUUCCUUCCUCAGGCUUAACGACGGCGGUUUCACGGUGACCCAGCUGGUCGGGAUGUUACGCGGGAUCGCGGCCGGGAUGAAGUACCUCUCGGACAUGAACUACGUCCACCGGGACCUGGCGGCCCGAAACGUGCUGGUCAACAGCAACCUGGUGUGCAAGGUCUCCGAUUUCGGCCUCUCGCGCUUCCUGGAUGAGAACUCGGCCGAUCCCACCUACACCAGCUCACUGGGUGGAAAGAUCCCCAUCCGCUGGACGGCCCCGGAGGCCAUCGCCUUCCGCAAGUUCACUUCGGCCAGCGACGUGUGGAGCUACGGCAUCGUCAUGUGGGAGGUGAUGUCGUUCGGGGAGCGGCCCUACUGGGACAUGAGCAACCAGGACGUGAUGAAUGCGGUGGAGCAGGACUACAGGCUGCCGCCGCCCAUGGACUGUCCGGCGGUUCUUCAUCAGCUCAUGCUGGAGUGCUGGCUGAAGGAACGGAACGCCCGGCCGCGCUUCACCCACAUCGUCAGCACCCUGGACAAGCUGCUGCGCAACGCCGCCAGCCUCAAGCCGCUCAGCUCCGCGCACUCAGGGGACCUGUAUCGUGCCGGCGGGACCCUGCCCGGCCACCAGAGGAAGGCUUUGGGUGGCGUGCAGGACAUGAGACAAAUGAGCCAAACCCUCCCGAUUCGAGUCUGAGGCACGGAGAGAAAGCAUCUGCUGACUCCGGAUACGGGGAUCGGAGCGUCCUCUGAGGAAGGCUUCAUCGUAAAUAACAGUACAGGACUCUGUCGGAGACGGUUCUUCCACAGCCGCCGUGCAGUAUAAUGGAAUAUAUAUAUAAGUAAAUAAAUAAAUAUAUACGUCAAGCGUC
This is a messenger RNA of Trichomycterus rosablanca, 3131 nucleotides long. It is a transcript of the gene ephb3a, whose product is annotated as eph receptor B3a. Gene Ontology annotation, molecular function: transmembrane-ephrin receptor activity; protein binding; ATP binding. The record is from RefSeq and is a predicted model, not a curated record. Gene Ontology annotation, cellular component: dendrite; plasma membrane. The transcript has 16 exons. NCBI's taxonomy places the organism in Eukaryota, Metazoa, Chordata, Actinopteri, Siluriformes, Trichomycteridae. Gene Ontology annotation, biological process: ephrin receptor signaling pathway; axon guidance; protein phosphorylation. The coding region runs from base 161 to 2956 and encodes 931 amino acids.